Messenger RNA from Lotus japonicus, 1251 nucleotides. RefSeq names its product RING-H2 finger protein ATL63-like. The transcript has a single exon. The record is from RefSeq and is a predicted model, not a curated record. Lineage: Eukaryota; Viridiplantae; Streptophyta; Magnoliopsida; Fabales; Fabaceae. Bases 446 to 1201 code for a protein of 251 amino acids.
ACUCACCUACCCUCAACUGCCGUUGCCGUCACGAGUGCUUAAUUGAUCUGCCCCUUUUUCCCUCUUCUUCCCUCACCCUAUCCCCAUGCAUGAUUCUCCAUUACCUUCUUUGAUCCAAGAAUUCAUUCUCCUCUUCCUUCAAUUGCACCCAGAUUGCACAACAAACCCAUAUCUAGCAGUUGUCAACCAUCACACGCAAAAUUCAUCAUAAUGCAAGAAUCAGCAACACCCCCUUAUUUAUUAUUCCCUUCACUUUCACGUUAACAUUUCCACACACCCAACAACAACUUCCAUAGCAACCAGAACAACAAGUAAAACAAAACAAGACACUUCUGAUUCUGAAUCUUCUUACAUCAAGUUCAAACCUUUCUACAAAAAAAUUAUACCCUUUUGCCCAAUUCAAUCAAAUCACACUUCACUAACUAACUACUUCGCUUCCUUCACAAUGCCGGAAUCGCCCAACUCGCACGCCGGAAACUCACUGAGUCAACUCGCUCGGAGCAUGUUCUCCGACAACAACAGCAACAUCUUACUCGCCGCCAUUGUUUCCUUGCUCCUCGUCAUCCUCUUCGUCCUUCUCCUCCACGUGUACGCCAAGUGGUUCUUCCUAGCUCGGGCGCAAUCACAGUCACAGUCACAAUCUCGCCGCCGUCGCCGGCGAACUCCGGCGAGUUCUUCCUCCUUCACCCACAUCAGCAUAGAAGCCUCCUCCUCCUCCUCCUCCUCCUCAUCAUCAUCAUCAUCUGUCUCCACCAAAGGGCUUGAUUCAGUGAUGGUUUCGAAGAUUCCGAUGUUUGUGUCGGAGUACGAAGCAGAAGCAGAGGAAUUGGAAUGCGUGAUUUGCUUGAGUGGAAUUGAAGAGGGAGAGAUUGGAAGAAGGUUAACAGAGUGUGGCCACGCUUUUCAUGUGGAGUGCAUUGACAUGUGGUUGAGCUCUCAUUGCAAUUGUCCACUCUGCAGAGCCCCUGUUUCGGUCAACGAUUCUCAGGUGGGUUCGGUUGGUGGCGGUGAUGAUGGCGGUGGUGGUGGUGGUGAUGACCAUGGUGUGCUUGAGAUUGUGAUUGGUGGGGAUGAUGAUGAUGAUUUUGGAGGUUCUUCUGUGUCAGAAACUUCAGUGUCUUUGUUGGGUUUUUCUUUGAAGAGAUUACUGAGUAAGGUUUUUCUAUCUUCCCAUGUAAAUGAAUUAGAAGGUUCACAAUGAGAUGAACACAAACAUGAGCUAUUAAUCAAUAUACAAAUGAUUUUGUUGGA